CGAGUGCGCGCACGAUUCACUCGCGGGCCGCUUAGUCGAGUGCGGGACUCUCGCGCUGCGCCGAGUCCUCUCCGAGAAGCAUGGCAUCGACCGAUGCUGCCUCGCUGCUUCCCGAGAACCUCUCGCUGGGCGGCGGGCACCCCGCGCCGGGGUCCUCGUACCUGGGGGGCGACAGCCGGGGUUCGUCGCCCUGCGGUCCGGACCUGCCGCCGCCCCUGCCGCCGGCGUUCAACGCGGCCGCGCUCUGCGACCAGUUCUGCUCGGUGAUCAACGGCUUCCGCGGCGGACUCGACCCGCUGUCGUCGGCCGCGGCAGCGGCGGCGCGACUCAAGAGCCCGUCGCGGUCGGUCGCCGCGGACGCGACCGACUGCCGCCUCAUCGAGUACCGCGGCGAGAAGGUGGCGGCGUUCGCGUACCGCGGCGAGUACCUGCUGUGCCUGCCGCAGGCGUUCGAGCUGUUCCUCAAGCACCUGGUUGGAGGCCUGCACACCGUUUACACCAAGCUCAAGCGGCUGGGCAUCAGCCCCAUCGUGUGCAACGUGGAGCAGGUGCGCGUGCUGCGCGGACUGGGCGCCAUCCAGCCCGGCGUGAACCGGUGCAAGCUGCUGUCGUGCAAGGACUUCGACUCGCUCUACAAGGACUGCACCACUGCCAGACAACAGACGGGAGAAGGACGAAGAGCAUCACUACCGGGUCGACCACCGAAGCGUGCCUCCCUGGUGGGCCUCGGCGGUCGCUCGGGCUACCCUCCGCUGCUCAAGCCCGGAGGCGAGAUGGACUACGAUGCGGCCAUCAAGUCCGAGAACGUUCGUUGCGCGGAGGAAGCAGAACUGAACAUCCCAGCCGUGUUAUUCAAGAUGUGGAGCCAAGGUGCCCGCCCGGCGGUGCCCUCGGACAAGAUGUCGGCGAGCAGCGCGGCGGCCGCGUACCAGGCGGCGCUGGGCGUGUCAUCCAUGGAGCAGCAAGCCCUGGGCAUGCUGGGCCUGAGUGCUCACGGCGCUGCCCACCCGUCGGCCACUGCCGCUGCCGCAGCGGCCGCCGCCUACCAGAGGCACCUGCUCGCCGGGGGACUGGCGCUGCCGCUGGCCGCCGCAGGCAUGGUACAGCUGGGACGUCCCGUCAGCGGACACGAGAAGCUCAGGCAACAGCAGCAGCAGCAGCAACAACAACAACAGCAGCAACAGCAGCAUCAGCAGCAGCAACAACAACAAGCCCUGGCACACGGGCUGGACCUGUGCAGCCCCAGAAACAGCGACGAAUACGGCGAGAAGGAGAAGAUGCGUGGGACGGACCCGAACCGAAGAUCAAUGAGUCCAGGAUGGCCUCCGGGAGAACACGACCUUGGUUCGGCGCUCAACUUGUCUCAAAGUGGUGGAAUGCCGCCGCGUGACAGAGACUCCGCCGACGGCCACCAGAGGGCGAGGGAUGACGACGAAAUGCAGGCGGAGUCGGACUACGCCGACGACCGGGAGCAAGGCGACCUCAGCGGCGAGGACUCGGAAGCGAGCCUGUCGAGCUCCGGCGGCGGAGGCAUGAAGCGCAGCUCGUCGCAGGACGGCGAGGCGCAGCUCUUCAUGGAGCGAGCCGGUCUGCUGGCGGCACGGGGCAUGGGCUCCGUCGAGACCCUCCUGCAGAACAUCCUCGGCUUGCUCAAGGUGGCCGAGGAGAACGCCAGGCAACAGGAGCAGCAGGUCCACAUGGAGAGAGCGGAACUAAAAGUGGAAAUCCUUCGUGAGCGAGAACUCAGAGAAGGCCUUGAGAAGAAACUUCAGGAGGAACAGACCAAACGAGUGUUCUACCAGAAACGGCUUCGACGUGAGAAGCGCUGCCGGCGCCAGGUGCAAGACCAGCUGGAAGGCGAAGUCAAGAAGAGGGCCCGGUGUGAGGAAGCGCUCCGCUCCACGCUCGUGGAGUCGCAGCAGACGCCCAAAGAAACAUUGCAGGAUGAAAUCAAGAGCGAGGAUACUAUCGCCAUGGAGUCAGACAACAGUGUUAAGAGCCGAUAGGUCUAGCGACACCGACGUGCGUCCGCAAUUCAAGAGCACGCUAUGGACACCGAACUAGCCGGAGGCAGUGGCUCAUCGAGCGCGAAGGACAGCGUCGAAAACGUACGAGUCUUCGAAGCGACGCCAAGUCUCCGAUCUCGUCGACAUAUCGACUGGACAGUAGUGCGUGCAGCCAUAUCAAGACUGGUUCUUGUGCGAAGACGAGCCAGUGCGUUUUCUUCUUUUUUUUUUGUGCGAUGGUGGUACGGACAGCGCGAGCAGUGUAUCUCUCGCCUUGCUGCUGUUGCCAUCGGAUCGGACACUCUGCAGAUACCUUGCCCACUGAGAACAUCCGGGUUCACACCGCAUAACAACUAGUUCGCUGCGCCAAACGCUAUCAUCACCGCAUGAUGACUGACUGACUGACUGACUUGUGUCGAUUCGCUGCUGGAACACCGGAGCGAAUAGCUGACUCUGUACCCCGCAGUGAACUCUUGGUGUGCUCGUGUGUAUGUGUGUGUGUCAACUUGGAGUAAGCGUCACGCUGCCUUGGUAAAAAGAGGCCGGAGAAUGCGUGAUCCGCUAGUUGAGAGCAGAGAGCAUCGUUCACGGUUAUGUGCGUUGGUCAAUAUAGCGAAGGUCUACUAUAGCGCUUAUAAAAAGACGUGAAAGACACACUAUGAGCUAACGUAAGCAUACGUUCUGUCACUCGCAUUAAGGUUUAAGCAGCGAGAACAGUUCGCGGCGCUUGACGCAAGUGCGUGUUUACGGAGCCAACGUCACCUUGAGACGCACCACCGAUUCCUGGACAAUUUUCACUCGCGAAAUACCUAACAUACGAACGGUACGAGGCCCGCAAACGCGAGCGGUGCGGCGGCAUGCAGUAUUUGACCGCACAUUCGGUUGCAGAUCACGUGUUUGUGUGUGCUGUAACAACGCUCGAUUGUGUCUGCACGGUGUUGCACUGGUCGUGAAACUUGACGAGGGCUUAACAAAGACAAAGAAGUAGAGUAGUUAUAUACUGCACUGUGUUUCGACGUGGAGGCGUUUCAUUUUCGCCAUGAGACACUUGCCGUAGAGGCAUGUGCAUUUUUUUGCCGGUGACCCAAGCGGAAUAUCUAGCUUGGACAAUAAUUUGUAUAUUUAUUCUCUCCGUAUUCCUCGCUGGAUUCUAAGAGCGAGUACUUGAGUCACGUAUAGAACUUCGAGAUGUUCAACGUUGCGCUGGCAUCGCUGAAGUGUGUAGUAAGGCCAACUGGUUUUCAUGUGUGUGUCUGUUCUGUUUGUGUUCAGUGUUCGAUAAACCUUGAGAAUCUGAAACACGGACUCGAGUUAAGUGAUGAAUGCUUUGUACUCACAGAAAAAAAAAAACAAUGCUUGCUGAACACACUUUUCAUGCUUAGAAACACUGAGUACAGCGAAUAAGCAGGCCACGUAUAAAGUAGCAGUAUUAUCGCGGAAAUGAGCAGUGUGUUUUCACAAUUAAAUGUGAAUGUGUUUAAAAAUAACUAACAAGACA
Dermacentor albipictus is the source of this 3504-nucleotide messenger RNA. Its product is annotated as dachshund homolog 1-like. The record is from RefSeq and is a predicted model, not a curated record. NCBI's taxonomy places the organism in Eukaryota, Metazoa, Arthropoda, Arachnida, Ixodida, Ixodidae. Gene Ontology annotation, cellular component: nucleus; transcription regulator complex. Gene Ontology annotation, molecular function: DNA-binding transcription factor activity, RNA polymerase II-specific; RNA polymerase II cis-regulatory region sequence-specific DNA binding. Gene Ontology annotation, biological process: regulation of transcription by RNA polymerase II.